CGCUAGUAAGAUAUCGGUGGGGUAGCAGCAAGUGGUCGGGAAUCGUAUUUGUGGAAAACCCACAAGGUUGUUUAUUGAUAUUAUUUAUAGAUAUUAUUAUCAUAAAUGUACGAUGGUGUUUAUAUUAUAUUUGUAUUAUAUUGUAUGUGUAAACGUGUAAUGUGUAAGGUGGUAAUUGUGCAAGUGAUUUUUUGUCCAUGCUGACACAGUGACAGCAUAUUGGCAUCAGUUUUGCUUGUUCCCAUUUUGUUUUUAUAAUGUCUUCAAUAGACUAUGAGGAUACUAAAUGUUUAUGCGGCAAAGAUAAAUUAAGUUCAAACAUAAAUGAUGUUAAUUGGCUUCGACACAUAAAGUCUUGUGAUGUAAGAAAGCGACGUCAUAAAAACUGUGAUAUCUCAACAUUUUUCACCAAGUUAUCCAAAAAAACUUGUAAAGAAGAAAUUGGUCCAAACUUAAACAUUGUGAGCACACUGAGCACAACGGAUGAUAAAUCUAAUACUGAUACAAAUGUAAUCGAUGAGCUAAACUAUGUGAAUGAAUGUAAUGUGAAAAAUACUCAGGUAACUAAAUACUCUGAUGAUGUUGAAAAUGCUAACAUGGUGAUAUAUGAAGAACCGAUUGUCCCUGCUACUUGCCUUCCAGUCCCAGUACUUCAAAAUGAUCCAGCUCUUUGGCCCAAAAGUUUAUCAUCUAAACUUAUUCAUCAUUUUUCAUUACAAGGCCCAUGCCAACCAUUACCAUCCGAAUUAAAAGACUGUACUUUUCCAAACACUAUUAUUAAUUCAAAAGGACAUGUUAGAUCAUUUCAUGAAUCUUAUUACAAAAAACUUGGAGAUGGAAAAUUUGCUAACCGUACUUGGAUAUCAUACUCAAUAUCUCUAAAUAGAUAUUAUUGCUAUACUUGUAAACUUUUUGGUUUACCUAGAGCAAAACAAAAUUAUUUAGCAAUACAUGGAUCAAAUGACUAUAAAAAUAUUAGUAGAAAUAUAACACAACACGAAGUAUCACCAGAACACAUACAGAGUGAAAUUGCCCGUGGAUUAUAUAUGAACCAUAAGCGCAUUGAUAUAAACCUCUUGGAAUCCAAAAAUCGACAAGUUGCUGAAAAACCGUGA
Molecule: messenger RNA, 1115 nt
Organism: Myzus persicae (green peach aphid)
Lineage: Eukaryota; Metazoa; Arthropoda; Insecta; Hemiptera; Aphididae
Product: zinc finger MYM-type protein 5-like
Exons: 4
Coding region: 258-1115 (285 amino acids)
Source: RefSeq, a predicted model, not a curated record